AUGAAGUUGCUUUUCCUCGUCUUUUUGUUGAUUCAAGUUUUCUCCGAAAACGUCGAAGAGACUUCGCGUGAUGAGAUUCAAGAGGAAAACAACUCUGUGAAUGAAGGUGGGUACGAAGAAGUUGCCACCGACGAACAAGAAGAGGGAGAAGAACACGACAUCAGAAAGCCCGUGAAACGACCAAGACGACCACAACCAGUUAAAGAACGAAUAGAACAAAGUCGACGGAGUUAUAUAGUCGAAUAUAUAGUUGGAAGUGUUAUUGCUGGGUACCUCACUUAUUUCUUCUUUGGGAAAGCUAUGAAUUCCAAUGUUGUCACUACGUAUGCACAACAAGUCCACACACCAGUUUUUAGACACUUCAAACAAGCCAAUAGUAAUGUGAACUCGGGAGCCACUGUCGGUAUCAUGAGUCUCACAUGUAAUGAGUUUGUCAUCGAACUCUCAGAGCACCCGUUCAUUAAAGGAGCGUCGAUUAAUUUCAACUUGAUUAAGAGGCAAGACAUGUUCUCGCAUUUACUGGCUUUAAUAAGCGGAGGGUUGGAUGAAAUGUCCAUUGACGUCGUUUUUGAUUCUCAAGAUGUCCCUCCUUGCAUCUUUGGUGUAUGCAAAAAUAGAUAUGAAAAGAAGAUGAGAAAGCAAUUUGCAGAGAUAUCUAAAUUCUGUAAAGUCAAAAAUGGCAACGAUUUCAAACUUGGAGAGAAAUUCAAAGUUGUUUCUGAUGCAUUCAACACCACUGGAAUUCUAUCGGACGAGUUUGCGGAGUUCAUUAAGAAGAAUGAGGACAUUUUCAAUUACUUCAUCUUGUCAGACCAAUCGUCUAUAAUUUCGGAACAAAAGGCUCUUCUAAGGUUUUCAAUGAAACUCGCUGAUUUGAAGAGUAUUCAAGACGCAACUGAAUUUGUUUUCACACUUGCGGAGAACGUUAAGAACAUCGCCAUUGAUGGAAGAGUACUCGAGAAAUGUUUGAAGGUGAGAGCAGACAUUGCAGAGGAAGAAGCCAAAGAAAAGGCGAAGAAAAUACGUGCUGAGUCCUUGAACAAAAUCAACGAAGAGAAAGUGGAGAAGUUUGAGGCGAUGAGUGUUGAAGAGCGGAGAAAAUACGAAGACAGACAGAGAACUCGAUCUGUCAAGAAGAAACAAGUCAGAGUCACCAUGGGGUAA
Entamoeba invadens IP1 is the source of this 1164-nucleotide messenger RNA. Its product is annotated as coiled-coil domain containing protein 47 precursor, putative. Bases 1 to 1164 code for a protein of 387 amino acids. Gene Ontology annotation, molecular function: calcium ion binding. Lineage: Eukaryota; Evosea; Mastigamoebida; Endamoebidae. The record is from RefSeq and is a predicted model, not a curated record. The transcript has a single exon. Gene Ontology annotation, cellular component: endoplasmic reticulum. Gene Ontology annotation, biological process: endoplasmic reticulum calcium ion homeostasis.